AAAAGUACCACACAUCACAACAUCACAUCGAUAACGUGACGAUUGGUAAACUUUUUUCCAUAAAGCCAGUUUGAAACAGCUGUGAUACAACUGCACAGCAAAAACCCCAGAGCAAUUUAUUAUAAAAAUUUUACAAGCAAAUCACAACCGUUUCUUCUGGGUAAAGUUUUGCGUGGGAACAGACCGUUCGAUAGCUCGACAAAAUGCGUAAACUGCGUGGUGGACAAACGAAGGAAUCGCGCAAACAGCGCCAGGAAAGGCGAGAGGAAAACCAAAAAAUCCAGGAACAACUCAAAACGGUGGUCUUUCCCACGGUUGUGGUGAUGUUCCUGUGCAUUGUGGUGUACGUGUAUCUCAAAACUCGGCCUCGGUACGAAGAGCUAUAAUCAUUCCGGCGUGCAAACCGGUUUACGUUUGAAUCGGAGACAUUCUAUUCUACCGUCGUUCCGUCCGAGCCAGCAACCUUUUACAAAUGUGGAACGUAUUUAUAUUUACAAUUUUUUAAACAAAUGCGCACACCAAUCCCGGGGCACAAAUGUAAAACUUUUUCUGUAUUAGGAAAAUGU
Molecule: messenger RNA, 566 nt
Organism: Anopheles cruzii
Lineage: Eukaryota; Metazoa; Arthropoda; Insecta; Diptera; Culicidae
Product: single-pass membrane and coiled-coil domain-containing protein 4 homolog
Exons: 2
Coding region: 204-386 (60 amino acids)
Source: RefSeq, a predicted model, not a curated record